AUGACAGCUGGUGGGGGAUGGACAGUGAUCCAGAAGAGAAUGGAUGGCUCUGUUGAUUUUAACCGCACCUGGGAUGACUACAAAUAUAGCUUCGGUAACUUUAGCGGUGAAUUUUGGCUCGGAUUGGACAAAAUAAACCGCCUGACUCGAAACAAGACAAACAACAAGCUUCGAGUAGAUCUGGGAGUAAAAACUGGCAAAACUGCUCACGCUGAGUAUGACUGGUUUGCGAUUGGCAACGAAAUGGUUAAAUACCAGCUGUACAUUGGCAAUAAGACUAGUUCGUAAAACAUUUUUUAAUUUUCAUUGUUUAGAUUUAUCUAUUAUUUUCCUCAUCCGUUAAGAAUCCCCUCUCCCUCCCUCCCUUCCCUUCCAUAUUAACAUAGGAAUAAUGGUUUGUUCCUCUAACCGUCUGACUAUUCUACUCACGCGGGGUUGAGUCCUAGCUUCUCUGUUGAAAACGUUAGUUUGCUUUGGAGUCUGCAGUUCAAUGACGAUGCAGUUACUGAACUCAGCUCUAGAAAGAUACCAUAGUUUGUUUAACCAUCCGACUUGCUCACUUUUAAUCAAAUCAGGAUAAUUUACCCACCUCGUCGAAUAAUAGUUAAUCAGUUAUCGUCAUAUGCAAUUGAAAGUUCGUGACUUUAAUGCUAAGAGAAAACUAUUUCGUCGAAGCAGCAAGUAGCCACAGUUUAAAUUGAGUUUUGUUCUGAUUGUUUUUAGUUUGCUUUGUUUUUUUGUUUUGCUUUGUCUGUUUGUACGUUUGUUUGUUUUGUCACAAACAUCAAGCUUGACGCUUCGAAGGCGUCAGCAUGAUCCCAAUGCUGAUUCUUUUCGUUUUUUGGUUUUUUUUUUUUUUUGUUUUGAAACAGAUGAGACUGCGACCUUUGAUUCCUUCGGUCCUCACAGGAAUCAAGUUUUUGGUACCUGGGAUAGAUAUCCUCAUGAUUGUGAUGAAAAGAGAGGCGGAGGCUGGUGGUAUAGUGAUAGUAACUGUGCUGUCUGGUAA
Messenger RNA from Pocillopora meandrina, 1009 nucleotides. The record is from the annotation of a GenBank genome assembly. Lineage: Eukaryota; Metazoa; Cnidaria; Anthozoa; Scleractinia; Pocilloporidae.